Aphanomyces invadans is the source of this 3051-nucleotide messenger RNA. Its product is annotated as phosphoserine aminotransferase. Gene Ontology annotation, biological process: L-serine biosynthetic process. The record is from RefSeq and is a predicted model, not a curated record. The coding region runs from base 17 to 2806 and encodes 929 amino acids. NCBI's taxonomy places the organism in Eukaryota, Oomycota, Saprolegniomycetes, Saprolegniales, Verrucalvaceae. Gene Ontology annotation, molecular function: oxidoreductase activity, acting on the CH-OH group of donors, NAD or NADP as acceptor; NAD binding; O-phospho-L-serine:2-oxoglutarate transaminase activity. The transcript has 3 exons.
UUGCAUUUGUUUCCAGAUGUGGCGAUUUGGUGUGCUGCGUUUUGGUGUGCUGCGUCGGCCGUCGGCGCUGGUCGCGCGAGCACCGAACGCGGUCAACAUGUCGUCCAAGCCCCCUCGCAUCCUGUGUACGGACCCGAUACACCCCUCUGGGGUCGACUUUCUCCGCAGCCAAGGCUACAUCGUGGACACGACUGCGCUGUCGCAUACUCAACUCGUCGCUGCCGUACCUGCCUACGAUGGCCUCAUCGUGCGCUCGUGCACGCAGGUCGAUCGCCAAGUCCUUGACGCAGCUGAAAACCUCCGUGUCAUCGGCCGUGCAGGCACCGGCGUGGACAACAUCGACGUUGUGACUGCAACGAAGAAGAGCAUCCUUGUCAUGAACACGCCUGUUGGGAACAACGUGUCGGCCGCCGAGUUCACCAUGGGUCUACUUACCUCAUUCAACCACUCUAUCAUCUCGGGUGUACAUGGGAAGACCGUGGGUAUCGUUGGGCUCGGCCGCGUCGGGUCAGAAGUGGCCAAGCGAUGCCAGGCCUUCGGGAUGAACGUGCUUGGGUACGAUCCACUUGUGUCGGAUGCAGCGGCCAAAGCGUCGGAAAUCGAGCCCGUGACGCUCGAGGAUCUCUGCGCGCGCAGUGACUUCAUCACACUGCACUGUCCCUAUACUCCCACGACCAGGAACCUCCUGAAUGCUGAUCGCCUGCAGCGCUGCAAAGACGGCGUGCACAUCGUCAACACGUCGCGGCACCAACUGAUGGACCCCGACGCGCUCCUUCACGCUCUGGACAGCGGCAAAGUCAGCGGCGUUGCGCUGGACAUGGUCCCAUCCAACCACGCGCUGUACUCGCACCCAAAGGUCGCGACGACACCGCACAUCGGAGCCAACACGACCGAGGCCCAGGAACGUGUGUCUAGAAAGAUUGCGACGCAACUUCACCACGCUCUGCGUCAAACCAAGUUUGAGAACGUCCUGAACGCGCCCAACUUGGACCUCCUCGGGCAGUCGGUCCAACCGCCGUACUAUGUGCUGGCGGAAAAACUCGGAAGCUUGCACGCGCAACUGCUCGGGCCGCAGCGCAUCAAAAAGAUUACAGUUGUUGCGCAAGGCAAGGACGUCAAGGAGCAGCUCCUCCACGCGGUAUGCCACGGCCUCUCGCGCCACUUGCUCGAGCAGGAAAUUGGAGACGACGCAGUGGCAAUCCUGCAGUCGCGCGGCAUCGGUCUCGUCGAACACAACCAGGAAGACGUAGACAACAGCAGUUAUUCGAACCUGGUGCAAGUGACGUGCCACCUCGACGAUGGCAGCACGCGGUCACUCACCGGUACGGUCUUCAUGAAGAGCCAACUGCGCCUUGUCCAGUACAACGCGCUCAGCUUGGACGCGGUCUUGAGUGGGUGCAUGGUCUUCUUCAACAACAACGACCGUCCUGGUGUCUUGGCUUCCGUGACCCAAGUGCUUGCGUCGCAUGCCAUCAACAUUGGAGCGUUUGGGCUCGGCCGCACGGAUGCGUAUGCACUCGGGGUGCUGAAUUUGGAUGAAGUGCCUUCGGAAGACGCGCUGGCGGCGCUUGCCCAAGUCGACGAGCUGUCCAAUGUGCGUUUGGUCAACUUGCUGGACAUGCCGCUGAAGCGCCAGUUGUCGAGCCAUGCGUCCACUAGCAACGCGACCGACAACGUACCAAAGGUGAAGCCCCAAUCGAUGAACUUUGGAUCGGGACCGUGCAAAAAGCACCCAGAGUAUGCCUUGCAUAAGCUUCCAAGCCGUGCUCUUGGCCGCAGCCAUCGAUCGGCGCUGGGAAAGGGAAUUUUGCAUGAGGCCAUCGUGAAGACAAAGCAAGUCCUGCAGCUUCCGGCGGACUACGUGUGUGGGAUCGUUCCAGCGUCCGAUACGGGGGCGUUCGAAAUGGCCAUGUGGAACCUCCUCGGCCCCAAGCCAGUGGACAUGGUGUACUGGGACGCGUUUGGCAAGGGCUGGUUCGAAGACGCAACGAAGCAGCUCCAGCUUGACAACGUCCGAGAAAUCUCGGCGCCGUACGGGUCGCUGCCCGACUUGACUCGAGUCAACAAGGACCACGACGUAUGCUUUACGUGGAACGGGACGACGAGUGGCGUUCGUGUGCCCAACGUCGACUGGAUCGCCGACGACCGAACCGGCCUCGUCCUGAACGACGCGACGUCGGCCGCGUUUGCGAUGGACAUUCCGUGGCACAAGAUCGACGUGUGCACGUUCAGCUGGCAAAAAGUGCUUGGUGGCGAGGGAGCCCAUGGGAUGCUCAUCCUGUCGCCGCGCGCGCUGGAUCGCUUGUCGACGUUCCACCCGACGAACCGCCCGAUGCCCAAGAUCUUUCGCCUCAAGAAUCAAAAACACGAAAUCAUGAUGGAGAUUUUCCAAGGCAGCACGAUCAACACCCCGUCCAUGCUGUGCGUCGAAGAUUACGUGAACGCGCUCGAGUGGGCCACCGCCCAAGGCGGCAUGGCGGGCCUCGUCGCCAAAGCCACCGCCAACUUUAACGUAAUUGAUGCGUUUGUGGAGAAGAACAAGCACUGGGUCGACUUCCUCGCGAUCGACCCAGCGACACGGUCGACGACGUCUGUUUGUCUCGUGCUUCACGACACGUCCAAGGACCAGCUCAAGCGCAUGACGCAGUUGCUCGAGCAACACCACGUCGCGGUCGACAUUGGAAGCUACAAGGAUGCACCAGCCGGGCUGCGCAUUUGGUGCGGCGCGACGGUCGAGACUGCGGAUUUGGAAGCGCUUGUACCGUGGCUAGAGUGGGCUUAUGUCCAAGUGCAAGCGGACAAGUAAUCAAUUCACAUCUCAACGCGGCAAGUUCAUUUUGCUAGCUUGGACGACUCACUAUGGUUUGCGAUGUAUUCGAUGGGAACCUGGUUUGAUCUGAGCGCGUGCGGGACCUGUGGGGGCGAUCUUGUUCGACUUUAACUUGGGCGGCGCUUUACCAGACGACCCUUUGACGGGUUUUGUCAUCUUGACUGGCCGCGCUAAAGAACAAGAAGAUGAGACAUGCAAUGCCUGGUUGCGUGGCUGGCGUA